Molecule: messenger RNA, 6540 nt
Organism: Pygoscelis adeliae (Adelie penguin)
Lineage: Eukaryota; Metazoa; Chordata; Aves; Sphenisciformes; Spheniscidae
Gene: TRADD
Product: TNFRSF1A-associated via death domain
Exons: 4
Coding region: 17-937 (306 amino acids)
Biological process (GO): extrinsic apoptotic signaling pathway; positive regulation of canonical NF-kappaB signal transduction
Cellular component (GO): tumor necrosis factor receptor superfamily complex
Molecular function (GO): transmembrane receptor protein tyrosine kinase adaptor activity
Source: RefSeq, a predicted model, not a curated record
UUGUAGGGUGCUGAAGAUGGCAGGCAGCUCCGCUCCUUGGAUCGGCAGCGCUUAUCUCUUCCUCCAGUCGACGUGCAAGACCAUCGUUCUGCCGUCUCUCUACGAAAGCUCCCAGAAGAAACCUAGUGUGUUCAAGGCGCUGAAGCUGGCAUUAGCAGACUCCACCGGCAGCGUGAAUGGUGUGGACAUGCUCAAAGUGCACUGCAGCCACCCGCACCUGAUAGUCCAGCUCAAGUUCUGCAAGCAAGAGAACUGCCGCCGGUUCCUGCAGAGUUACCGGGAAGGAGCGCUCCAGGAGUCCCUCCAGAAUCACCUCCAACUCUCCUUGGCCGUGACCACGGUGCCUCUUGAGAUGGAGCUGAAGGCUGGCAACGAGCACCUCGACAACAUGCUGAAGGAUGAGGACCGCUGCCUGGAGUGCAUCUACAGGGAAAAGCCUGACCGCCUGCGGGAUGAGGAAAUCACAGAGCUGGAGGAAUGCCUCAAGAGCCUGAUCGUUCACCAGAGUAUCAACAACAAUAUCGCUGUAAAAGACUACGCGUCUCUGAACUCCCCAUCUCUACCUUAUCCUUCUCAAAGCAGCUCCCUUUCCCCGCAAGUCACCUUCAUCUUUCAGGGACAGGAGUUUGCCAACAGAACACUCACACUAGACGACCACCAGAAAUUUGCCAAGCUCGUAUCCAAGAAAUGGAAGCAAGUGGGUCGCUCUUUGCAGAAGAGCUGCCGGGCCCUGCGCGAUCCUGUCAUUGAUAACCUGGCCCUCGAAUAUGACCGAGAAGGACUAUACGAACAAGCCUAUCAGCUGCUUCUCAGAUUUAUCCAGUCGGAGGGGAAGAAGGCCACAAUAGCGCGGCUGAUCGCAGCCCUGGAAGAAAAUGGUCUCAUCAGCUUGGCUGAGGAGCUCUUGGGCCUCCAUUCCAACGAGGACUGCUCCUAGAGCCCGAGGGGUAGUGGCAUUGCUAGGGGCUUUCUUGCUUUAGCUAGUGUAUGAGACUGCUGCCAGUGCCUGGGAAUGUAAAGUCCUGAAAAUCACCGCAGGUUUCCGUGUAGAUGGGAAUGCCCAGGGGAGAGGUUCUGUGCUCACAGAAGCCAGCACGGACCUCUGACGUUGCUUAUUUCAUUCUGUUUCCAGAAGUCAACGUUACCUUCCCGUGAACUGGUGAGAGGGGCUUUCAGCCUGACUUCCUUCAGGACUGAAAUGUCACAGGGAAGCAGCCAGACAGUUAGAGAGCCCUAGGGAAGGGUGGGGGAGAGAGGAAAAGCAAGGCAGGCAUCUCAGAGAAUUUCUCCGAGAAGCAGACAACGCCACUGUUUCUCAGGCUGUGGCCCAGGGCCAUCACCUGGAGAGCUGCAAUAUAUUUUUUAUACUGAAGACAUUUAUGCCCUCAGGCCUGACAUCAAGCAAAGACAGAGGGGAAGUUAAGGAAAAGCCAAUUUUAUAUUAUUUUCCUUCUUCGUUCUUCAAAUGAGGAUCAUCUGUGGCAAGUGCAUCUGUCCUGCCCUACCCUAGUAUAGCUCCUUCCCACCUCUCACCACCUGAAGGUUUCCCUUUUACCUGGGACAGUCAUAAUCUUCCACAGUGCACAAGAUUGCUGCUGUAGAACAAAUUUCAGGCACUGAACAAGCAAUAUGGACAAACACAAAUUCAGAGAAUGAUUCCCAACUUUUUCUGGACCGUGGUGGACAAUAAUAUAUUGACUACAUCGUGCUUAGCUCUUUCCCACCAACCCGAGGGAGCCUGCAUCCGUGAAAAGCAAAACACAGUGCUGGAAGGAAAACAGUCUCCUAGUCAGCAAGUUACCUGUGGAGCGCAGAUUGGAACUGCUGCUCUAACGUGUGCCACAGCAUCACAUACCACCAAAUACCCCAGCCCACAGAGCUGAGCAAUCGCCUCUGACCAGCUGGCUGCUAGUGCCUUCGCUCUCUUCUUAACCCCCUGCCCUUGGCCUGCUGAAUUCACCGGAUAGCUCACACCAUCGAGUCCCACAAGAGUCGGGAUUUGCACGGAGCCUUUCCCUGGCGGUGUUGUCACUGUGUGACAAUUGGACAUCAGCUGCUGUGCCUGGAUUUACCUGCCCUGAUUUUGAGGGUUAAAAAUGGCUUGAAGGACAAAGCACCCAAACCCCAGGGCUGACUUGUGCUUUCAGUUCCGGUGGGAGAAGCCAACUCUCUCCUGGUAUGGUUGAUGCAGACUGCAACAGAGCAGAGUUUAUACCUUUGCCCGUAACAAAGCAACAAGUAUCUAGCAUGACGUGGGUCCCAUGAAGCACAACAGCUUGAUUACCUUUGACAUAUUCCCUAUGCUUUCCUGAUAUGUUUUUACUUAUCCUUUUUCAUUAAUUCUAGCCCUCUUUGCCCUUCCCAUCCGUGGGAAUAGCCAGUGGGCCUCGGAAAUUAUUUCAGAUGCAGAGAGUGGCUCUGCCAGCACACAUAAAGCCUGUGUGUGCACGCAAGUAUCGGGCCCCUGGCAGUCAUGGUGGGACCAGGUUUCAGACAGGCAAGCCCUGAUCACCUUUUAAACCACAACUCACAUCUUGAUCCUUCCUGGAGUCAAAGCUGCAAUUCGGUAAGGAGGGAUGCAACGUGGGAUUCAGGUGUGGGCUCAGAUCCGAGCUCCUGGGGCUGGUGCCGCUCCCUUAGCUUCUGCUAAAGUGCAUGCUGUGAGCAUCAGCUAAUUGAAAACCAGAAUCAGGAGGAUUUAGAUGGCCAUCUUCUACCCAGUUGGGGUCCACAUGCCUCAGAUGUGCUGAGCAUCAUGUGCCUCAGCGUGAGCCUGAGGAACCCGGCUUUUUUCUGCUGAUUUUGAAUCCCCAAGAUCACAUACACAGUGUGGAAAGAAAAUGGAGGGGGUCAAAGAUGGGGAGAAUGUUUUCAGGGUGUGAGUGAAUCUGUUUGUCUUGCCCUUAGCUUCAAAGAAGCAGGACUUCAUGCAGGCACCAUCUCUACAAAGACUGUGGCUCCGUGACCUUAAGCCAUUCUACGUCAGUGCUGUUGCAGUCUCAUCUCCCCCGUUCCUGCUCCACGUCCUACCCUCUCCCUUACAGUAGUACCAGUGCUCUUCCCAAAAUGAAGCAAUUAUCUCUGACACUUUCGCUUUUGGGACCAGCACAGCGAUGCUGAUCUUAUUUAGUUUAGGGUGCUGUGGAACCAUACCUCAAAGCAUUUAGCUUUCCUGCCAUAGCCUACCAGGGGAACUGUUUGGCAGCAACCCACCUGGCAAACGGUAUUUAAAAAAAAAACCAAAAAAAACCAAACCCCAAACCAUCAGAAACUUGAAAAUUACUUUAACAGCAAGAGGGUUUGCUCUUGAUUUUGCAAAAAUGAUUUUUUUUAGAAAACAAGGUCAUAUGCAUAGCCUGCUGUCUCGUUUGUAAUGAAUAUUUCUAAGCUCUCAGACUAGCUAUUCACGUGCACAACUUUCACAUACAGUUAGAAGGCAGCCACCGAGUAGUGAGAACUGCUAGCUUUUAGAGCAUCUGUUAAUGCUUAAAAUGAGAAAGGCUUAUUUUUUUGCACUUGAAGUAGAUGCUGAAUAACUUCUUUGCUGCUAUUACUGUAUUACAGAGGACUAAGCAUGAAUGCUUUUUUUCUUAAUGCAAACCUUGUGCAUUUUAUUCCUCUGCCAGCAAUUGGCAUAUGUGUUUCCUCUUACUCACAGAUUCCCUCUCAAAAGUGCCAUUAAGUGCUGGAGCUCCUGGCAACCUUUCUGGAAUAUCAUCAUCUUAACAGCAUUCACAGGUGCCUUCAUUGCAGAGACUCGAAGGAAAAGGGUUUUCCAGUGAUACUCCAUGGUGGAGCUGUCUUGAGCACAUGGCACGGUUUGGGACCAUAGCAGUGGCUAUUUCAUACCUUCUUUUCCACGAUGGGUCAUCAUCAUCAUAUGCAGUGAGAACUCGAUUCCGGUCUCAAGCGGACUCCUUCCUGCUAAGAGAGUAGGUUUGGUUUUUUAGUGUUAUCUGGCACAGUCAUAGAGACAAUGUUCACAGAAGCCUUAGAAUGAAAUAGAUCAAUUGGAUCGUGAGUACACGAUGUCAUUUGCAUUGAUUUGGCAUUUGGCUGGGGCUUGACUCUGAAUUUACUUCUGUUUUACCCAGAAGAUUUUACAGUGGUUUUACACCAGCGUGCAAAGACAAGGGAACUCGCAUUACGCAGGGAAGGAAGAAGCACUGACAAAGGAAAAAACAUUAGCAGAGAUUUGUUGAAGAAAUUAGAGGCGUGUCUUCACCUCAGAUAGUAAUGCAGUGAGUGGAACUGAAGAAAGAGCUAGAUGUUGGGGAUACCUGCUGAUACACCAGGAACUCAGUGCUAUAUGCUAGACCAAGGGCUACAAUAAGCACCCCCGGUGACUGCCUGGCUGUCACGCUGCUGGAAGAGGAGUGCGCUCAUGCUUUCUUCCUUGCCUGUGCAAAGUUAGUUGCACACACACUGCACCUACUCAGAUGGCAACACGCCCUUACUACUAUUUCUACCGAUUAGCUAACGUCGGGUGUGUGAGAUAAGCCAUGGGCAGUGCUGCUGCUGGUGAAUUUGGCCUUAUCCCGUAACAGCUCUUCUCUAUGUAUUGAGGUACGUCUGGAAAAAAAAUAUAAAAUAUUUGGGGUGGGGGGGGUGAGGGUGUUUCAGAAUCAAGCGUGCAGCAAACCAGCACACGGUAUUAAAAGGAAAUAAAGGUGCUAAUCAGUUGCAUAUAAAAAAAUGAAAUAGACAAAGUAUAAAACAAACAGCAGAAACCAGGCCAAAAUGCGCUCACAGGAAGGGAUCCAAGCGGGCUUUUUUGUGGUACAGAUUGUUUUUGUAGUUUUAGCAAUGUUUCAGAUUUGAAGGAGGCUCCUUUCAGUCUGCCAGAAAGAAUAAAAGAUCCAUCCGAAGGAGAAUUUGAAUGAUUUGUUUUGGCAUAGCUGAGCUAGUUUUCAAAUGGAUAAUAACGAAGAGGAGAGUGAAAGUUAAAAUGCUCACCAGAUACACUUCGUUGUGAGGCAUCUGGUAGAAAUAAACCUGAGAGUAUACCCUGAUAUAAAAUUGUCACGAAGGAAAAAUAUCAAACUGUCCUGGAGAGCAGAGUCAGUGAAAGGCCAACAUUAACCCUCCGAGAUGCUUGCUAAAAAUACACCACAGAUUUAUUCAUCUGCUGAAGACAACGAUGCACCAUCGUGGCAGAUAGGGAAGGUGCUCUCUUCCAGCAGCUUCAGUUCUCACAUGCCACAACUGCUUACAGUGGACCAGUUUGUCAGGUGAAAACAGUACUUGACUCAAAAAUAAGAAAAGGGCUCAGCAUUAUUGAUCGGAAGCGCUUGAAAAUCACGAGCCGGACGUUAAAGAAAUCAUAAAAUUUUCUUCCAGAUUUUCAGAGCAAGUCAAAUUAAAAACGAAUGUUGACAGCUCGCAGCAACACUUUCCAGGUUUCCAUUUUCAUCUUCAGCCCUACCAUUGAAGAGAUGGACAUCUGGAUUAUUUUUAAUGCAAAAUGGGGUGCUAAUGUCAUAGCACUGCAGGUUACAGAGCUUUAUGAAAAAAAUGAGAGCCUCCAAGUAAAACAGUUUGCUGGAGUUUCAUAGCUGGGAAAUCUCAGAACUGUAUCCAUUUCAAAAUUUGGGGGAAGCUGAGGCAGAAGACAGAAUAUACUUUGCACCACUGUCAAGAUACGGAAAACGUAAGGCCAAAAAAGCGUGUAGGCUUAGGGCUGAGGGAAACUACUUGUUCAGAGAAGGCGUAGGUGCUUGGUGCGGACACUGCUCCAGACAAAGGUCUUUUCCCAGUGUGAGGAAAUGGUGGGGUUUUUCCUUACCUGUUAGUUUUGCCAUUCAUUUCAAAAUCUGGUUCGGCGUCGAGAAGCUGUCCUGCUGCCUGGGUCACCGUGUCGCCUCCCCUCUGCGGUCUCGAAAGGUACCUUAGAGCCACCUCCGAGUCACACCCCGGCAGCUGCCCACAGACUCUGAAAGCAGAAGCACGUACAGCAAUGAGGAGCCUCGAAUUCGCUUAAACUGCUGAUUUAGUUUAACUGAAAAUCCUGGUAUAGCCGUGAACCUCUGGUAUUGUACACCUUAAACCAAGAAGAUACUAGAAUGGGAGUCAAGAGGGUUUCUUCAGUCUAACCCACAUACUGGAGUGCGUACCUGAAAUUGGUGAGAUACACUGCUUUACACCGGACAAGGGUCUGGCCAUUUGUCUUUUGUACAGAGAUGGGCUCAAACGGUGAGGCAAUUUAAGGCCUAGAGUCAAAAGAAUUACAGUUUUUUUUCUUCUCUGGAUUGAAUUUUAAAGCCACUGAAGGGAUUUGGCCAUACAUCUCUAACUGAAAUCCGUAGGAGAUGUGUGGUUAAGUCCCUUAGUCAUCAGUGGAAAAAUCCCUUGCUGGCCCUCUAAUUCCAAAUUUCCAUGAUAGUCAGCAUCAGAUCUGGAUCAGCCAUCUACAGCUGUGGACUGCAAUGCCAUGUACACUCAGGUCUAGGACAUUCAACCUCCAACGAAUCAUCUUUUAUAGAAAAAAGCACUUUGAUCUAUUUUUUCCUCCAUUUUUAUAAAUAAAUGUAUACUUUUGAU